AAAGAGUCAUCAAGCUAGCUAAGAAGGAGUGAGCUAGCUAUCUUAGGGAUAAGUGAGCUAGCUAGCUUGGAAAGAGUGAUCAAGCUAGCUAAGAAGGAGUGAGCUUAACUAUCUAGGAAGAAGUGAGCUAGCUAGCCUAGGAAGGAAUGAGCUAGCUAUCUUACGGAUAAGUGAGCUAGCUAGCUAGGAAAGAGUGAUCAAGCUAGCUAAGAAGGAGUGAGCUAGCUAUCUUUGGGAUAAGUGAGCUAGCUAGCUAGGAAAGAGUGAUCAAGCUAGCUAAGAAGGAGUGAGCUAGCUAGCUAGGGAUAAGUGAUCUAGCUAGCUACCAAGGAGCGAACUCUGACAUUCUAAAUUACCAAUAGCACACUCCAAACAGAGAACUACUACCCAAAACUUCUGAUUCCAACCUAUUUCAAAUUGUAUCAAAUCAAACUUAGUCCGCGUUUCGCGGCCACUACGAGAGGAUGGCUCUGAACGAGUCUCAGGGAAGGGUCCAAUGGCAGAGGGCAGUAACAAACACACUGGACAUCCUGAGGAAAGCUGGAGCGACGCAAACGGAGAUUUCGACAGCCGCAAAACACGUAAAAGUAAGAUUCUCCCAGUGCAAAUUGUCAUCAAUGAAGAAUUGAAUCGAUCCUUGUCAACGCACAGUUCGCUUAUCGCAGUUACUACAUCAGGAGGAAUCAGAAAAUAGGCGCUCGUAAGAUCUUAAUUGUAACGCGUAGAUUUAUGUGAUUUGAGAAAAUUAAAAAAAUUGUUCUCAGCGGAAACUGAACACGAACUUAAGAAGGACUCUCGUAUAUUGGAGACUGCUGAAGCCAUGCAAGCUGUUGCCUGGAUGGAAAUGAUGUAUCAGGAUUCUGGAUUGUCAUUGGAGAAAGCCAACGAAGCUGCAACAAUUAUUCAAGUAGAGAAUGUUCAAUUUAGGGUGAUAUCACUGUGUCAACUUAACCCUUUACAACCCAAAUUAUAUUCGACUUUAAAAAAAAAUGAUAUAAUAAUAUAUUCGGUGAUGAAUUUUGAUAAACACAAACUUCUAAUUGUUUCAUGGUAUUAGAAAUUAUACAAUAGUUACUGCAAAUAAAUUUUUUUAUAAGCUACACUAUUAUUUGAAAGUAGGGACAGUAUAGUGUAUCGUAAAAUUGAAAGGUUUAUUGUAGAUGAGAAUCUUGUGAUCCAUCUUGAUCGUCUUUGUUAUCCAUAAUUUUCAAUUUUAAAGUCCAAAAAGUUCAAUUAUUAUUAUUUUGUAUACAAAGAAAGCGUACAAGAAAUAUCGUAUGAGAAAAGACAGCUACAAUGUGCAAAAGUUGGAGUCCACGAAGUCGAUGGUGGUGGAAGCUGUUAUCGAUAAUUUGCAUCACAAGGUUUUCGACAGAGUGACGUCGCGCGAGAACAUUCCGGAAGAAUAUGGCACCCGAGAGGAGUUGAUGGUCGCCAGUACGAAGGUUCAGCUAGCUUUUAAAGAACACUUAAGGACAACGCGUAUUUCGAAAGAAGGUUAUUUGGGACUUGUCAAACUCGACGAAGAGGAAUACGAAGAGGAUGAAGACGAAGAGGAGAUCGAAACCAUAGAACAAGGUCCAGAUUCUGAACACCAUCCACUGCAAUCUGAAGCGAAGUCUGACAUGGAAUACACGGAAGAACAGUUGACGGAAGCGGAAGCGGAAGUGGACGAGCAAGAAGGCACGGAAUACGAAAUUGCGACGGAGUUUUUGCAAACGGAACCAGAAACCGAGUAUUUUACGGAGCUAGAAUUAGAAGAAGAGACCGAAGGUGAAGGAAAACCAAAGAAUUAAUGACUUUUUGUGGCGGUGGGGAAAUUUAUGUAGCAUGCACUGCAUAAAUAAUAACGAAACUGUUGCAGAGUCGGAGGAGGAAAGAGAAAUGGCGAAAUCCA
Messenger RNA from Colletes gigas, 1897 nucleotides. Its product is annotated as glutamic acid-rich protein-like. The transcript has 3 exons. The record is from RefSeq and is a predicted model, not a curated record. The coding region runs from base 1278 to 1796 and encodes 172 amino acids. NCBI's taxonomy places the organism in Eukaryota, Metazoa, Arthropoda, Insecta, Hymenoptera, Colletidae.